UCUCUGUGUGUGUCUCUGUGUGUCUCUGUGUGUGUCUCUGUGUGUCUCUGUGUGUCUACAGGACUACACCCUCACCAUGUACUUCCAGCAGUACUGGAGAGACAGGCGACUCUCCUACGCGGGUAUCUCCGUGAAUCUGACCCUGGACAACCGCGUGGCCGACCAGCUGUGGGUCCCCGACACUUACUUCCUCAACGACAAGAAGUCGUUCGUGCACGGGGUGACGGUGAAGAAUCGCAUGAUUAGACUGCAUCCUGACGGCAGUGUGCUCUAUGGGUUAAGGAUCACCACCACAGCUGCGUGCAUGAUGGAUCUUCGGAGAUAUCCCCUGGACGAGCAGAACUGCACCCUCGAGAUAGAAAGUUAUGGGUACACGACCGACGAUCUGGAGUUCUAUUGGCGUGGCGGCGGCGACGCCGUCACCGGAGUGGAACGCGUGGAGCUCCCUCAGUUCAGCGUUGUGGAGUACCACGUGGUGUCACGUCACGUGGUCUUCACUACAGGCUCCUAUCCGCGUCUGUCACUCAGCUUCCGCCUUAAACGCAACAUCGGCUACUUCAUCCUGCAGACGUACAUGCCCUCAACUCUCAUCACCAUCCUGUCCUGGGUCUCAUUCUGGAUCAACUACGACGCUUCAGCCGCGCGUGUGGCCCUGGGCAUCACCACGGUGCUCACCAUGACGACGAUCUCCACUCACAUGCGCGAGACGCUCCCCAAGAUUCCCUACGUGAAGGCCAUCGACGUCUACCUCAUGGGCUGCUUCGUCUUCGUCUUCCUGGCCCUGCUGGAGUACGCCCUGGUCAACUUCAUCUUCUUCGGACGCGGCCCCCACAAGCAGACGCCCGAGCCGGGCCCCGGCGCUCCGGCCGCGGACGCGGCCGUGCCCCCCCUCUCUCUGCCCCCCAAUCGGAAGCGCCCGGCCCCCCACGGUCCGCACCGCGAACCCGACUCCACCAACUCCGCAGACUCCGCCAACAACUCACCGCCAUCACCGCCAUCACCGCCGCCGCUGCCGUCCAACGCCGACCACGGCUCCUUCUUCCGGCGGCACCGCCCGGCUUGGCCCCGCCGACGUUCCGGGCGACCCCCCAACCCCAGCGGCGGAGUGGGCGGACCGCCGCCGCCGCCGAAGCGGCCGCGGUCGCCGCUCAUUGCGGACGUGAACAACAUCGACCGUGGAUCCCGCAUCGCCUUCCCGUCCGCCUUUGUGCUGUUCAACAUUGUCUACUGGGCUUACUACGUCAACUAGUCACUGUCUGAGUCACUCACUACGUCAACUAGUCACUUACUACGUCAACUAGUCACUCACUACGUCAACUAGUC
Petromyzon marinus (sea lamprey) is the source of this 1323-nucleotide messenger RNA. NCBI's taxonomy places the organism in Eukaryota, Metazoa, Chordata, Hyperoartia, Petromyzontiformes, Petromyzontidae. The record is from RefSeq and is a predicted model, not a curated record.